Molecule: messenger RNA, 1403 nt
Organism: Ostrinia furnacalis (Asian corn borer)
Lineage: Eukaryota; Metazoa; Arthropoda; Insecta; Lepidoptera; Crambidae
Product: MICOS complex subunit MIC10-like
Exons: 3
Coding region: 145-378 (77 amino acids)
Cellular component (GO): mitochondrion; mitochondrial inner membrane; MICOS complex
Source: RefSeq, a predicted model, not a curated record
UCGAAAUUUUCUUUACUGCCGAAUUAUGUAAACGUGCGUGAGAUACUGGAAAAACUGUUUUCGAACAUUAAAUUACAUUGCUAACGUUAAAUCGAGGGAUUCAUUUUUGUCUAAAACGAGUGUUUAUAGUUAACAAACAACAAAAUGGCCAGAGGAAAGAAAGAAGAUGCUGAAGAUGAGUAUUCAGCCAAACUGGACAUGUGUCUCACUGACGGGAUCGUGAAGACCGGUGGUGGAGUGUUACUAGGGGCAUUGACUUCAGUGCUAUUCCUUAGACGGCGGAGAUGGCCAGUCAUAGCCGGUAUGGGUAUGGGAAUAGGCCUAGCAUAUGCCAACUGCGAGUAUGAACUCAACCCAAAGAAGAAGAGUACGGCAUAAGAUCAGUUUUACUUCUAGGGUCUACAAUAAUCAGAUAUGUAAGGGCUUCUGGAAAGUUAUGUCAAUCAAGUUAGAUCAACUUCGCAUUUAAGCGACACUUGUUAACAUAAACAGGUCCUGUAGACAUUUUGUUAGAAAAUAUUGUAAUUUUGUUCAUGUACAAAUGAUUAUCUAAUUAUAAUAAAUGUCUUUUAUUUAUUUCAAACAAGGGAUUUUACUUGAUCCUUCUAAGAAAACACAAAUUGUAAAGAACAAUAUUUAAUAAUUUAUUGUACAAAUUGAUACUGGAAUAAAGAUAAAGGAUAGAUUUAGUGUUUCUUAAUCAUAAAAUAAUUUAAAUACAUUUGUCAUAAUAAUAAUAAUCACGUUUAGUAAGAAUAGACAAAGCUUCACCAACAUCCCAUAUACAGACACCUAACAUGGUGGAAAAUUUAAAAAAUGGCAACACUGGUUAUAGAGCAUAUAACAUUAUGGCAACUCUAUUCAUAUUGGAGAAAUCACAAGCACUCCUUAUAACAAUUUCCAUAUUUUCAGAACUCUCCAUUCCUCUCCCAUAGCUAUAGGAGGAUGCUGCUUUUGAGGUACUACUACAGCAUUAGAUACUUACAGAAACUGCUUUAGGGAGUAGCCCAUGCUAAACUGUAAAUGUAUUAAACAUUUAUUUUAAUCAACAAGCAACAACAAGUUCCAUUAAACCACAAACAAUACAAUGUUGAUAAAAUAUUUACUAAACACUUGGUAUUACAAUAUACAACACAAAAUGUCUUUUUAUACAUAAUCAAAUGAUUUCAUUAAAAAUGCAUUUUGUUUCAUUCAAAUUAAUUAAUAAGACAAUAUCUACAAUACAGCCAACAUUAAUUUGAAAACCAGUAUAGGGAAACCUUGAUAACCAUAAAUAGAUUUAACCAUCAGUCAAAGUCCUUCACAAACCAAACCAAUACCAACAUUGUAACUAUAAUAUUUUGUGACUACCCGCCAUCGACCAUUGCCUAUCGCAAAUACUUAUCCCACUAAAUUUACUAUAU